AUUGCACUGGCAGCAACUGUGCUGCAGGAAUCUCACCGUUAAAUGGACUGUGAAAAUGGAUCUACAGGAAAACGUCCCUAGCCAGCUGCAGAACCCUGGACCAGCAGUCAAGAAUGUGCUUGUGUCUUUAUACUUAGAUGGGACAGAGAAAUGCAAAAAAGUUUUUUCAGUUUCCAGUGCUUUCGCGCUUUUACAAGCCUGUCACUCUGAGUUUUCUCACCCAGUGGAAUUACAUAGACUUCUACACUACAACAGUGACUUCAAAGACUACAUUGACUGUGACAGUAGCAUAGAUUUUAAGGAUUAUGACAGAUUCCAAGUAUGGGUUUCGACUGUGGUCCAUUUGGAUUUGGUGGAGUGUGUAGCACCACACACUGAGAGUGAAAAUGAAGAUCGGACUGCUGCUUCACUCAAGUCUCUUCUUGAAAAGAAGGCUCAGGACAUCCUUAAAGAAUAUGAGCAGACUGGAACACUAUCCACCAGUACCAGAAGAAAGCUUGUGAACAUAAGUGUCAGUGACCUAGUCGAGAAACAUGGAUUUUAUCCCUCUGGACCAGAGAAACUGCGUUUGGCAAAAUCAUUGACAACGCUCUUCCCGUCGCUCAAAGUGAUGGUCUGUGGAGAUGGUGAAGGAUUUGAACAUUUCUAUGAUCCUUUGUCACAUACAGGAUUUCUAGAAAUGAGGCUACGGAAUGUCCGACGAAACCUAGAAGAGGGCCAGCGACGCUACCACAAGAGAAAAUUUGGAUGUAAUUCUGCAUUGGCUCAACCAUCUACCCUGCAGCCAUCUACAGUGCAGCCAUUAGAUGAUGAAGACCUUAGUGAAUGGAUGUCGAUCAUCAAAAGGAUGAAACCAUCAUCAGAGAACAUGGCACCAAUAAAGACAGCAAUGGAAAAAACGUUCAGCCAUCGCCGAAAUUGGAUCAACACCAAGUCUCCAACUGUUGCAGACAUUGUCCAAAAAAUGACAAGAACAAGCCCAGUGUCAUCCUAA
This is a messenger RNA of Engraulis encrasicolus (European anchovy), 994 nucleotides long. RefSeq lists its product as uncharacterized. The coding region runs from base 56 to 994 and encodes 312 amino acids. The record is from RefSeq and is a predicted model, not a curated record. The transcript is spliced from 5 exons. Lineage: Eukaryota; Metazoa; Chordata; Actinopteri; Clupeiformes; Engraulidae.